Molecule: messenger RNA, 1709 nt
Organism: Cucumis melo (muskmelon)
Lineage: Eukaryota; Viridiplantae; Streptophyta; Magnoliopsida; Cucurbitales; Cucurbitaceae
Product: enoyl-[acyl-carrier-protein] reductase [NADH], chloroplastic-like
Exons: 13
Coding region: 255-1430 (391 amino acids)
Biological process (GO): fatty acid biosynthetic process
Molecular function (GO): enoyl-[acyl-carrier-protein] reductase (NADH) activity
Source: RefSeq, a predicted model, not a curated record
GCAUAGUGUUAAUGUGCGAUCUACUUUGCUGACUGUCGACAUUUUCCAAGUGCCCAACCCUUUCCAUCAUUGUUAUCAUCGAAGCUCCUAUAAGCUGUUGCUUCACCAUUCUUGUUUCCUAUUUCAUUUCUCUUCCUCGCCUCUUGGGAAAACCCCUGCUUUGUAAUUGCUCCAAAAUUCCAUCUUUCUCUACAUUGCGCUUCUCUAUCGCAAAAAUAUCUCGAUUUUCAUUAACGAGAUACCAGUUCCUGAAGAUGGCAGCAGCAGCUUCUAACCUUCAGAUAGCGACACUAAGACACUGCCAAUUGCCGUCUAGGAAAGGGUUCAAACCAUCUGGAACAACCCUUGGCAGUUGUUCUAAAGUACCAUCAUGGGCUAAGCUUUCGAGUUGUAGCAAUAUAUCAUCUUUACCAUUUUUCCAGCGGAAGUUUGUUUCAUCUUCUGUGAAAUAUGAGAGAACUGUAACCAAAGCAAUGGCUGAAGCUAGUGAGAGUAAGCCUGGCUCUGGGCUGUCAAUUGAUUUAAAAGGUAAGAGAGCAUUUAUUGCUGGUGUAGCUGAUGAUAAUGGAUAUGGUUGGGCAAUUGCAAAAUCUCUGGCAGCGGCUGGUGCUGAAAUUCUUGUUGGCACGUGGGUGCCUGCCUUGAACAUUUUUGAAUCCAGCUUGAGACGUGGAAAGUUUGAUGAAUCACGAGUACUCCCUGAUGGAUCUCUCAUGGAGAUCACAAAAGUAUAUCCUCUAGAUGCAGUUUUUGAUAGUCCUGAAGAUGUUCCCGAAGAUAUAAAAACAAACAAACGGUACGCUGGAUCCUCAAAUUGGACUGUAAAGGAAGUUGCUGAGUCUGUGAAGCAAGACUUUGGCAGCAUUGACAUUCUUGUGCACUCCCUUGCUAAUGGACCGGAGGUAACAAAACCUCUGUUGGAGACGUCUCGAAAUGGUUAUCUAGCAGCUUUAUCCGCAUCAAGCUACUCUUAUAUAUCUCUACUGAAGCAUUUUGUUCCAAUCAUUAAUCCAGGUGGUUCUUCAUUAUCUCUCACAUACAUAGCAUCUGAAAGGAUCAUUCCUGGAUAUGGAGGUGGCAUGAGUUCUGCCAAAGCUGCUUUGGAGAGUGAUACACGAGUACUUGCUUUUGAAGCUGGAAGAAAACACAAAAUUAGAGUGAACACAAUAUCUGCUGGUCCACUAAGAAGUCGAGCUGCAAAAGCAAUUGGUUUUAUUGACAUGAUGAUUGACUAUUCAUCAGCCAAUGCACCCUUGCAGAAAGAACUAUCUGCCGAGGAGGUGGGGAAUGCAGCUGCCUUCUUGGCAUCACCUCUGGCUUCUGCCAUUACCGGAGCUGUUAUCUACGUCGAUAAUGGUUUGAACGCAAUGGGCGUAGGAGUCGAUAGCCCGAUAUUUAAGGAUCUAGAUAUUCCAACAGACAAGCAUUAGAUUUGCUUGCAGAUUGGUUGGGUAGAUGGAAUCGGUACUGUGGGAUUGGCUUUGGCAAGCUGCCACGAUUUUGGAUUUUUGUUUCUAAUCAUGCUCUUUGUAUUUGCCACAAGCGUAGUUCAAAAUCACUCACAUCUGAAUGCUAGGCAUUGCUUUAGUACGUUACGAUUGAGAGUAGUACAUCCUCGACAUUCCCCUUUUCUGUUUUUUGAGGGUAUCCUAGACAUUCUGAUGACGAAGAAACACUUAUUUAUAACUUCUCGUUUGAUUUGGCUACAA